AUGGCAACAGCGCCGUCGUAUCAAGAAACGGAGUCGACUUCUCUUCUCUCUGUUUCCGUACUGAACGAUGACGAUGUCACGGAUAGCAAUAACGGAUGGUUGGGGUACAUUUAUGGGUUCAUUCCUUCUUGGAGUGCUAACGGUGGUGUUCUGGACAGAGCAGAUUCUGAUUCUGGUCGAGCGGACAAUUUUGGGCAUGGAUAUGGCUCUAACGGGGGUCAACUGGAAGCUGGUAGAAUUCUUGUACGGAAGUUCCGACUGGCUGUUGAAAACAGUAAAGGUUCUGUGAACUAUGGUAUUUAUUUUAACGGCGAAAGUGGUGGUGGUAGUGAAAUGGCUCUAAGUGAUUCGAUUACCGAAACCAGUCCUAUCUAUUACAAACUUUCGUCGAGUUCUCGUCAUCCGUCCAGCAAAGCUACGCAUAGAAAUCGCAUUGUUCCGAGCAUGGCUCAAACUUAUAGAGAUAUAACUUGGGUCACCAAUUUGAGACUCUGGAGCGAGAAGUUGGUGCUAAAGGAGAAGACUUCCGAGUGUCACUUAUAUGCUCGUAAGAACAUAGAGCAUAAAUUAGGGUCCAUUAAACGAAUACUUAUAAUUGGUGUGCACGGUUAUUUACCCAGCAAGUUUGUUAAAUCACAUGUGGGCGACAAUAACUAUGCAGAUGCCCUUUAUUUCACCCGUUCUUCGAGGAAGAUGAUGGAGACUUGGUUGAGAGAUCAAGGUAAAAAUCCUCAAGAUUAUAUAAUAGAUUGUGUGGCCUUAGAGGGCCAAGGCAGACACGAAAAACGGUUCGUCAAGCUUUGUAAGCUUUUGGCCAAUUGGAAGUCCAAAAUAGAGUCAAGUGAUUUUAUUUAUGUUGUGGGUCAUUGUCAUGCUACUAUAGUGGCAGCCAGUCUUUUGGCGCACAUCUUGAAUACCUACUCAUUGAAGAGCAAACAUAUUCCUGUGGGGUUCUUAAGUAUUGCAGGUAUCAAUAUUGGACCAAUUGUUGGUUUGGACUCUAAAUUAGUCAUAAGAGCAUAUUCAUCAUGGGAAAAUGAAGUAAUCAAUGAAUUAUUUGAACUCCAAAAACCUACCAGCAAAUUAAGUCAACGAUAUGUUAAAGACUUGGAAAUUUUGGUUAAUCAUAACGUCAAAAUAACCUUUUGUGGAAGUCUAACAGACCAAUUUGUUCCUCUAAUGUCUUCAUUGGCAUGUCACUUACUGCAUCCAAAUAUUUAUCGUUUUGCAUAUGUAGAGAAAAGCGGACAUGUGCCUCCGUUUUUGGUUACUUUGGGCAAGUUGAUUUUGGUUAUAAAAAACUUGGGUCAUUCGGAUUAUGAUUUAUUAAGAGAAUACAGCCAAAUAAUGGAAGAUUUGAAAUUGGACAAUAGUACCAGGUUAUCGCCUCCACUUAUUCCAUCAUCAGUUCCUUCUUCUAAUAGAGGAGGAGGAUCUCGAAUUUCAUCAGCAGUCGACUAUAACGUAAGUAGGAGAUCUUCAACGUCACCCCCCAAACUCAAUUCGUCUUUUUCGAAUAAGGCUGGCUCUACUAUAAUAUUACCUCGUUCGGCUACUACUACAUCCAAUGGUACUGGAGACCAUGGAAAGACAUUUAUUGAGGAACCACCACGUUCGUCCGACAGAUUUGUUGAUGAAGUUGAAGUAGACGAUGGACUCGAACACUGGAACAUUCAGCACGAUGAUAAUGUUUAUUAUGCCGGCAUUAAACAUGCUUUAGAAACAACAAGUUUGAAGCAAAGUCGAGGUUUACGAGUUUCGUACGAAAUGAGUAACACCAAGCGAGAACUAAAUUUGUUUCAUUUACCUUGGGAUUUACGACUAAUGAUUAACGAGCUUAUGCAAAUGCAGAACCGGAAUUUCCAUAGUCUAGACUUAAUCCGUCAGCUUGUGUCCGAUUAUCAUUUGUGGCAGCCUACGCAGAAGCAUUGGAAAGAUAUCAAAAUGUGCUUCAAUGGAGUUGGAGAGAUUGAUAUCGACGAAUUGAUAUUUUAG
This is a messenger RNA of Lizanozyma spartinae, 1995 nucleotides long. RefSeq lists its product as uncharacterized. The transcript has 2 exons. The coding region runs from base 1 to 1995 and encodes 664 amino acids. The record is from RefSeq and is a predicted model, not a curated record. Lineage: Eukaryota; Fungi; Ascomycota; Pichiomycetes; Serinales; Debaryomycetaceae.